AUUAAACAAUUGUUUUGGUUCUUGGUACUGAUAUUUGAUACUUAUCAGUAAUCUGGAAUCUAGUCGUUUUUUAUUAAGUUUAUGGAGAAGAAGCUGCUUCUUAUUAUAUAAAUAGGUUGGAAAUGCUAUAAAAUAACAAGCUAAGCGGUCAUUCUUAUUAGAGACUCAUAGUAUUAAACAAUUGUUUUGGUUCUUGGUACUGAUAUUUGAUACUUAUCAGUAAUCUGGAAUCUAGUCGUUUUUUAUUAAGUUUAUGGAGAAGAAGCUGCUUCUUAUUACAGUGUCGAUCAUCACGAAUCUUGUAUUUACUAUUCAUAUUCUUUAUAGAAACUCAACCACAUGGAAUCCGACUUGGACCAGUAGAGCUGCUAUUGAAGCAGAGGAUGCAGCCUCUGUGUCAUGCUCAGGCCAUGGAAGAGCUUACGUGGACGGUAUUGGAGUCCUUGGCGGCAAGCAACCUUCUUGUGAAUGCAACAAUUGCUAUACAGGCAAAGAUUGUUCUAUUCUUCUCUCAGAUUGUCCUGUCAACGCUAACUCAGGAGACCCUUUGUUCUUAGAGCCUUUCUGGAUGCGACAAGCAGAGAGCAGCGCGGCUCUGGUCUCGGGAUGGCACAGGAUGAGUUAUAUCUAUCAAGAUGGGACAUAUAUGUCGGAAGCGCUUGAGACGGUCAUCAGGAAACUGCAUAGUGUGGUGGGAAACGCUGUUACAGAUAACAGGUUUGUAAUAUUUGGAAGUGGAAGCACACAAUUGCUUGCAGCAGCUGUUCAUGCCUUGUCUUUGACAAACUCAUCAUCAUCAGGACCCGCAAGGCUUUUGGCUUCAGUUCCAUAUUACGCUAUGUACAAGGAGCAAGCGGAGUUCUUUGACUCAGUACAUCUCAAGUUUGAAGGAGAUGCGUUUGCGUGGAAGAAUAGCGAGCGCAAUGAUAAUACCACACAAGUUAUAGAGGUAGUGACAUCUCCGAAUAAUCCAGAUGGGAAGCUGAAAAGAGCGGUUCUUGAUGGUCCUAAUGUCAAAACAAUUCAUGAUUACGCCUAUUACUGGCCUUAUUUCUCCCCUAUAACUGUUCCAGCUGAUGAAGAUUUGAGCUUGUUUAGUCUCUCCAAGACUACAGGUCAUGCUGGCUCUAGAUUCGGGUGGGGUUUGGUAAAAGACAAAACUGUUUAUGAAAAUAUGAAAAGAUAUAUCACUUUGAGUAGCAUGGGAGUUUCUAGGACAACACAGCUUCAUGUUCUUCAACUGCUCAACGUAGUAGUUAGGGAUGGAGGCGAUAAUAUAUUCCAUUUUGGUCAUGAAACUUUGAAGAAAAGAUGGGAGACAGUGAACAAGGUCUUGUCACUCUCUACACGUUUCUCGCUCCAGAAAAUCAAACCUGAGUACUGCAACUAUUUCAAGAAAGUCAGAGACUUUACUCCUUCUUAUGCAUGGGUGAAGUGUGAAAGGCCAGGAGACGCAAACUGCUAUGAGAUAUUCAGAGAGGCCAAGAUAACAGGACGUGAUGGCAAAGUGUUUGGAUCAGAGGAAAGUUUUGUGAGAUUGAGUCUAAUCAGAUCACAAGAUGACUUUGAUCAUCUUAUUGAUAUGUUGAAGAAGUUAGUCUUACAAGAAGGUGUAGAAGCUCAUUCUAUCUGAAAACUUGAUGUUAUCAACAAAUGUCUUUAAUUCAAUAUUAUGUAGUAACGUAUUUGUGCGACUAUAAUUAAGCCUACAAUGCCCGUUGUAUGAAACCUUUGUAAAUAUUGCGAAAAUCAGUCCCAACGAUAAACUGAUACUAUCAUACUAGUAAA
Molecule: messenger RNA, 1788 nt
Organism: Brassica napus (rape)
Lineage: Eukaryota; Viridiplantae; Streptophyta; Magnoliopsida; Brassicales; Brassicaceae
Product: tryptophan aminotransferase-related protein 4-like
Exons: 5
Coding region: 254-1633 (459 amino acids)
Biological process (GO): amino acid metabolic process
Molecular function (GO): transaminase activity; carbon-sulfur lyase activity
Source: RefSeq, a predicted model, not a curated record